Molecule: messenger RNA, 1573 nt
Organism: Teleopsis dalmanni
Lineage: Eukaryota; Metazoa; Arthropoda; Insecta; Diptera; Diopsidae
Product: motile sperm domain-containing protein 2-like
Exons: 4
Coding region: 608-1504 (298 amino acids)
Source: RefSeq, a predicted model, not a curated record
CAAUCGUAGUCGUGCAUUGCUGUCAAUUACUGCUACUCGCAAUAAAUUUCGUUCAAUUCUAAUUUAAAUUCAAUAGACGUUCCUUCGAAACAACCGCGACCUAUUCGUAACGUUUGAUCUAUUUUCGAAAUUUUUCCAAAUAAAAAUUUCGUAGUCGUAUUGUGUUUAUGUGCUGUUGUCUUUUUUUUGCGCGCACCCGUUAGUCUUGAACAUAUGUUCGCGGUGUAAAUACGUACAUGGGCCGAUGGGAUUUUUGAUUAGUUCUAAUGUGCGAUAAUAGCGCAUCAAAAAAAAUUGUAUUUUUGUCGAUCGGAUUACGGUAAUCAGCAGAAAGGGAAUGAUAAGAUAAGUGAAGUUUUUUUUCGAUGUUUUUCUCGCUGAUUUAAUUUUGCCUGCAUUCGUUCGUUCUUUGCUAAUCAAAAAUUCAGUUUCGGUAACAAAUUGAACGUGUGAAAGUGCUUUGUACUUGUUUUCGCUUUUAGAAAAUAAGAAAAAAAAACAAGCAAACUUUGAAUUUAUUGAAAUAGGAAGUAGAAAAGAUUAAUUAAAUUUUUUGUGUGUAAAAAUUUGUUACAAAUCGUUUCGUCAAUUUUCCUUUUGUUCAGAAAUGCCUAUCAAAACUCAAACUCCAAGCCAAGCACAAAUUGAUGAGCUGCGCAAUCUUUUCUUAAAGAAAUUAGAAAAUGAUCCGCCAGCAGUACCAUUUCAUCCAGUUGACUUAGAUCGUGUCAAGAAUGCUGAUCUGUGGUGUACACGUUUCUUAGAAAUGUAUGAUUUGGAUAUGCCAACUGCAUUUGAUAAACUUUGGACCACCUGUAUUUGGCGUCAAUCAUAUGGUGCAAAUGAUCUCAGUGAAAAAAAUUUACGCGCUGACUAUCUAAAUGAUGGUGUUAUAUUCUCCAGAAAUAAAGAUAUCGAUGGCAAGCCCUUACUUAUAUUCAAAACAAAAUUGCAUGUUAAGGGUUCAAAGGACAUGGAGGAAGUAAAUCGAGUUGUUGUUUAUUGGAUUGAACGCAUUCAUCGUGAAACGAAUAUGGAAAAAAUUACAGCUGUUUUUGAUAUGGCAGGCACAGGAUUAGGAAACAUGGAUUUAGAUUUUGUUAAACGAAUUAUUGAUACAUUUAAGCAAUAUUAUCCAAAUACUUUAAAUUACAUAUUAAUUUUUGAAAUGGCUUGGGUGUUGAAUGCUGCUUUUAAACUAAUUAAAGGCCUUCUACCAGCAAAAGCAUUGGAAAUUUUGAAAAUGGUUUCAAAAAAAGAUAUAAACACUUACAUUGACAAAAAUAAUUGUCUGACCAGUUGGGGUGGCACUGAUGAUUACGAAUUUAGUUUCGUGCCAGAAAAGAUUGCAAACAAACCAAUUGUGCCAACAACACUAUUAACACCACCACCAACACCUAUUCCAACAGCUGGUAGGGAGGCUAAUGGCAAUGUACCUGCAUAUGGUAUUCAACUAAACCAGGAUAAGAAGCAUAGAUUUUCAAUUUGGAACCCGUGCAUGUAGUACUGGACUUUUGCUUUUUUUAUAUACUGAUAACCUCAAGAUUACAAGAUUUUUAAAAAAUAUAUUGAA